Molecule: messenger RNA, 1544 nt
Organism: Linderina pennispora
Lineage: Eukaryota; Fungi; Kickxellomycota; Kickxellomycetes; Kickxellales; Kickxellaceae
Product: DUF185-domain-containing protein
Exons: 1
Coding region: 69-1490 (473 amino acids)
Cellular component (GO): mitochondrion
Molecular function (GO): protein-arginine omega-N symmetric methyltransferase activity
Source: RefSeq, a predicted model, not a curated record
GCAGGGUGUGGCGGCAAUCGGCGCUGAAGGUUAAUGCAUCGGCAGUUGCCCGAUCCGGCUUGCGGAACAUGUCAACCAAGAAGCCCAUUAGGAAGCCCAAGAAGGAGCCCAAGAAGCUCAAGGAGCAGGAACUUCCGGCAGUGCCGUUCAAGGGGUACCUGGAGACGACCCAGGAGAUUCUGCGCAUGCCCACAACGACGGCCGAUCCGAGCAUCCCCUACAAGCGUGUAGACGCAGCAUACUGUGCGCAAAAGUUCGCAAAGCCGCCCAAGAACGUACUGAUGCUGACCCGCGAUUUCAUCCACGACUCGCUCUACAACCCUUCGUACGGGUACUUUUCCAAGCAGGCACUGAUUUUCUCGCCGCCAACACCGUACCCGUUUGGCGAGUUGCGCGACUCAGCCGAUCUGCUAAAGACGAUCGGGAGGCAGUACGAGGAGAUCGAGCGUGAGCUGGACGAUGUGCGCAACAUCCCGAAGCAGCUGUGGCACACGCCGACCGAGAUUCUGAAGCCCUGGUACGGGUACUCGGUGGCUAGCCAUAUCGUGAAGCAGUACAAGCGGGAUGUCGGGACAGGGAAGCAUAGCGAGCCGCUGACAGUGUUCGAAAUGGGCGGUGGUAACGGCACGCUGAUGAUGAACAUCCUCGACUAUGUGCGCGAUACCGAGCCCGAGAUCUAUGCCAGCAUGGAGUACAAUUUGAUCGAGAUCAGCUCCAAGCUUGUUCGGCACCAGCUCAGCCAGCAGACACGCGACCGCAAGGUGCCGCACACCAACGUCAAGAUUAUCAACAAAUCGGUGUUUGAGUGGGACGAGGUUGUCGACAAGCACUGCUACUUUGUGGCCAUGGAGGUCAUUGACAAUUUUGCUCACGACGUGGUGCGCUACGACUUUGACACCAGCGAGCCGUACCAGGCCAUGGUGCGCGUCUAUGACGAUGGCGAGUUCGAGGAAUGCUACGAGAGGAUCAGCGAUCCAUUGAUCCGCGACUAUCUUGCUGUUCGCACGUCGCUUACAAGUCCUCCGUACAAGACGCCGGCGAUUCCGUCAUCCACUUACCGGACACUGCGCAACUGGCUGCCACUACCACCGAACCUUACCAAGGCCGAGUUUAUUCCGACGCAGGCGUUCCAGUUCUGCAGGAUCCUAAGCAAGUACUUCCCGCACCACCGGCUGGUGCUCAGCGAUUUCUUCACAUUGCCGGACACCGUGCCGAAUGCAGUCGAUGCGCCGGUGGUGCAGACGAGGUUCUCUGGAGCCAUGGUGCCAUGCGAGACAUAUCUGGUGCAGCCAGGGUGGUUCGAUAUCUUCUUCCCAACCAACUUUGAGCUGCUGAGCCGAAUGUACGAUGCAGUGAGAGGCGGCAAGUCGCGGGUGUGCACGCAGAGGCAGUUUGCCAAGGAGAACGCCGACCUGGACAAGACGCGCACGCGCUCGGGCGAGAACCCGAUGCUGGACUUUUACGAGAACAACAAGUUCCUCCUAUCAUGAGCAGCAGGAUCUAAGAUAUGUUUUUUCUUGGAAUAUAGAUACUCUAGGUCUGUU